Molecule: messenger RNA, 732 nt
Organism: Photinus pyralis (common eastern firefly)
Lineage: Eukaryota; Metazoa; Arthropoda; Insecta; Coleoptera; Lampyridae
Product: adult-specific rigid cuticular protein 15.5-like
Exons: 3
Cellular component (GO): chitin-based extracellular matrix
Molecular function (GO): structural constituent of chitin-based larval cuticle
Source: RefSeq, a predicted model, not a curated record
CAAAUCGUUAUUUUACAAUCCACUUCACUAGUUGUAGAUAUCACUAAUAAACCCAGACCGAUAUUUCAACAUUCUUCAAGUUCAGAGGUACCUACUCCGAAGUAUCAAGGGGUUGAAAUAGAAAAUUGCCACAAACAUGAUGUAGAGCUCAAAUAUGUGCGCAAACGGGUAGUUUUCGCCGCGUGUUUCGCAACCGUUUUUGCAGGAGAGCAGGUGGUAGCUGUCUCACAGGACACCUUAGGAAACUACGACCUAAAAUACGCCAUCGAUGGAAUCUCGAGGGUUGAACGUGGCGAUCUUCACGGAAAUGUCAACGGCGGUUUCUCCUACAUCGACCCUUAUGGCAUUGUCAGAAAAACAGAAUUCACCUCCGGAGUUCACGGAUACAAUGCUAUUGGUACCGACAUCCCUGUUCCAGUUCAAGAUACACCCGAAGUAGCUCACGCCAAAGCUAACCACCUUUCCGUGCUCCGUGCAGCUUACUUGGCACCGAAGCUUCCACAAUUCCAAGGACCCGAAGAGGGAUUCAUCGCCGCCCCAGUUCCUUUACACGCCGCCCAUUUUGGUCCAAUCGCCAGAUUUGAAACGCCAAUUGCCCACAUUGCCCCAGCCGCCCAUUUCGCUCUCCCAGCUCUCCAUGGUCAUUUGGGAAUCGGUGAAACACCAGAGGUCUUAGCCGCCCGUGCUCAGCAUUUCGCCGCUCACGCUGCCCGUGGACAACUUCUCCACUAA